AUGAACGAAUUCGCCAUGCUGCCAUUGAUCAACGUGGAUCCACAAUGGCCCUCGAUAGGGGACGUUCACUUUCAGAACGUCUGGCUCAAGUACCCUGGAACGACAAACUGGACCCUUCGCAAGAUCAAUCUUCACAUUCGCCCUGGCUGCAAGCCUCCUGUAUCUGAGCACCCAUCCGGCUUAGCUGCGAACUGCUUUCCUAUCCAUUUGCAGUUGGGGAUAAUUGGUCGAACUGGCGCCGGAAAGAGCUCGCUUGUGUCCCUCCUCUUUCGAUUGGUGGAAGUGCAGCGGGGGCGGAUACUUAUCGACCAGGUGAACACUGCUCAAUUACAUCUGGCUGAUCUGCGCAGGAGAAUUUCCAUCAUUCCGCAGGAUCCACUGUUAUUCGCGGGAACCGUCCGCAGCAAUCUUGAUCCAGAAGACCAUUUUGAUGAUGACGCCCUGUGGCAUGCUUUGGAGACGGUGCAACUAAAGUCGGUUGUGGAGACCAUGUCAAGCGGGCUACAGAGCCAUCUAGCUGAAGGUGGGUCCAAUAUGAGCCUCGGCCAACGCCAACUCUUUUCCCUCGCACGAGCUAUUCUCCGGGACAACAAAAUUCUUGUGAUCGAUGAGGCCACGGCAAAUGUGGAUCUUGAAACCGACACUAUUAUUCAAGAAACAAUCAGAACGCACUUUACCGAUAAAACAAUUCUCAUGAUUGCUCACCGCUUGCACACGAUCAUAGACUCUGACGAGGUUAUCGUCAUGGAUGCCGGACGAGUGGUCGAGCAGGGCUCUCCGUAUGGCCUCUUGGACCCUGUUGGGGCAGCUAGACUAAGCAAACAGCUGCGCGAUUCGGGAGAUGCGACCAUCGUUACCACGGAAGGGCUGGACGUAGUAGCCUCCGCAGUUAGGAUCACAAGCAACGGUCCCUUUGCAGCCAUGGUUCAACACACCGGCAAGGACUCUGGUGCAGAAUUGGUGGCUCAAGCCAGACAAGCCUUUAUGCGUAAAAUUGCUUCCUAG
Molecule: messenger RNA, 1005 nt
Organism: Dibothriocephalus latus
Lineage: Eukaryota; Metazoa; Platyhelminthes; Cestoda; Diphyllobothriidea; Diphyllobothriidae
Source: the annotation of a GenBank genome assembly